AUGCAGCGCCUCAUCAAGGUUGACGGAAAGGUUCGUACCGAGAUGCGUUACCCAGCGGGUUUCAUGGAUGUGAUCUCGAUCGAGAAAACGAACGAGACAUUCCGUCUCCUCUACGAUGUCAAGGGACGCUUCGCCGUGCACCGUAUCACCGCAGCUGAGGGACAAUUCAAGCUCUGCAAAGUCACCAACAAGUACACAGGACCCAAGAAUGUCCCACUCAUCACUGUUCACGAUGGACGCACUCUCCGUUACCCCGAUCCACAUGUCAAGGUUAAUGACACUGUUGUGUUGGAUGUUAACAGCGGAAAGAUCACUGAUUUCGUCCGAUUCGAAACUGGUAACCUCGUUAUGAUUACUGGAGGUCGUAACGUUGGACGUGUUGGAGUGAUUGCCCAUCACGACCAUCACCCAGGAAGCUUCGACAUCAUUCACGUCAAAGAUGCUGUUGGACACACGUUUGCAACACGAAUCUCGAAUGUCUUCAUCAUUGGAAAAGGAACAAAGGCUCUUGUGUCGUCUGGCCGUCUUGCAAAUGUGGGCACUCGUGGAAUGUCCUCUGUCAACUUGGACCCACACUCUCAGGUGGCCGAUGACAUGAAACCGAUGGAGGAGCAGAUCAAUCCUUCGUUCUUUAAAAUGGUCGACUAUUUCUUUGACAAAGGAGCCCAUGUUUUGGAACCCAAGCUUAUCGAGGAAUUCAAGGGUGGACAGAACCAAAAAGAAAAGGGAAAUCUUGUUCGGGGAAUUCUGAAGUCAAUCAAGCCAGUGAACAAGGUCUUAUAUAUCACCUUCCCCAUUCGUCGCGAAAAUGGAGAAUUCGAAAUCAUCGAAGCGUGGCGCUCUCAACACUCUGAGCACAGGACUCCAACUAAAGGAGGUAUUCGGUAUUCUCUUGAUGUGUGCGAAGAUGAAGUCAAAGCCUUGUCCGCACUGAUGACAUACAAAUGUGCCGUGGUUGAUGUACCUUUUGGAGGAGCGAAAGGAGGAGUGAAGAUUGACCCCAAGCAGUACUCCGAGUAUGAAAUUGAAAAGAUCACUCGACGUAUCGCUAUCGAGUUUGCCAAGAAAGGAUUUUUGGGGCCUGGAAUUGACGUACCAGCACCUGAUAUGGGUACUGGAGAGCGUGAAAUGGCCUGGAUUGCUGAUACCUACGCACAAACUAUUGGACACCUUGAGAAAGACGCCUCUGCCUGUAUUACUGGAAAACCGAUUGUCUCUGGAGGAAUUCACGGACGUGUUUCUGCUACUGGUCGCGGGGUAUGGAAAGGACUUGAGGUGUUCGCAAAUGACCCUGAGUAUAUGUCUCAAAUUGGCCUGACUACCGGGCUUGCUGGAAAAUCUUUCAUUGUGCAAGGUUUUGGUAAUGUCGGACUUCACACUAUGCGUUAUCUUCAUCGUGCUGGAGGUAUCUGCCACGGAAUUCAGGAAUAUGAUUGUGCUAUCUACAACCCUAACGGAAUUCAUCCAAAAGAGCUGGAGAACUGGAAAGAUGAGCAUGGAACCAUUCGCGGAUUUCCCGGAGCUAAGAGCUACGAGCCUUUCACCGACUUGAUUUUCGAGAAAUGCGACAUUCUCAUCCCAGCUGCUUGUGAAAAAGCCAUUCACAAAUCCAAUGCACAUCGUGUUCAAGCUAAGAUUAUCGCUGAAGCUGCCAAUGGGCCAACAACCCCCGCUGCUGACAAGCUCCUGUUGGCUCGUGGUGAUUGUUUGAUCAUUCCUGAUAUGUAUGUAAACUCUGGUGGUGUGACGGUCUCGUUCUUUGAAUGGCUGAAGAAUCUUAACCACGUCUCGUUUGGUCGCCUUACCUUCAAGUAUGAGCGUGAAACCAACAGACAUCUUCUCCAAUCUGUGCAAAAAUCACUGGAGCAUGCACUUGGCAAACCUGCCCCUGUAGAACCAAAUGAUGCGUUCUUUGCUCGCAUGGCUGGAGCCUCGGAGAAAGAUAUCGUUCACUCCGGUUUGGAAUACACGAUGCAACGCUCAGGAGAGGCAAUCAUUCGCACUGCUCGCAAAUACAACCUUGGUCUUGACAUCCGCACGGCUGCAUAUUGCAACUCGAUCGAGAAAGUCUAUCACACUUAUCGAACCAGCGGUUUCACAUUUACG
Molecule: messenger RNA, 2106 nt
Organism: Mesorhabditis belari
Lineage: Eukaryota; Metazoa; Nematoda; Chromadorea; Rhabditida; Rhabditidae
Source: the annotation of a GenBank genome assembly